AUGGUAAAUAAUAUAAUACCCCAAGAAGACAAUACCAGUGAAAUACUUAAAGCUGACUUACUUAAGUAUGAUUAUAUUAACAAAAGAAAUAAAAUUAAAAAACAGCGAACCAACGCUAAUCCAGCCAAUCGACAAGAAAAGGCCAUAAGGUUGUUGAAAGAAGAGCGCCACAACUUGGAGAUCAAAUUGAAAACGAUCACUUGCAACAAAAAUGUAAAGGAUGGUGAAAAGUACAAGGCAAAAUUUGCACAAUUAAUUCGGGAAAUUAAAAAGAGCGAAAUCGAGUUUAACGAAGAGAGAAAAAUCGAAAUGGAAAUCGAUAAAGAAAUACUCCGAUUGGAAAUUGGACAAAAUAAACCCGAAAACCGAAUUAAAAUGGGAAAUGUCAAAAAAAUAGUGUUUGGUGAUAUGAAUAUCGAAUAUAACAAAUUGAUCAAUGAACAGAAUCAAUUAAGAGUAAAAGCUGAAUCGGCUUUGAAACGAUUGCAACAAGUAAAAAUGACUUACAAUUCACUUAUGUAUAAAUUGGAUAAAGGACAACGAAUAUCAUUUGUUCUCAGUGAAGAAGUAAAGAAAAUUCAAAAGCAAAGAGAAUCGAAAAAACCUGAGAAAUUUAUUGAACAGAAUACCAAAUUGUCUGCAUUAAAUGCUGAAGCGAAAGAAUUUAUUAAAUAUUUAAUUUACAUCGCCGACGAGCAAAAUUUAGAAAAAGUUAUGGAAAUAAUUAUAAAGAUGGACCUUGAUAACCAAAGCAUGUUUGAAUUUUUAAUAGCACUUGAUUUACACGUUACGGAGGCUGAGAACGCGAUCGAAAGAUCGCGCACGUCGGUGGUAGACAGGGCGCGCGUACUGUCCGACAUGCGGGCCGCGAAAACGGAACAGCUGGCAAGCCUGGUGCGCGCGUACAAGAGCGGCCGCGCGCUGUUGAGGGAGGCGUGUAGGGCAUCGCGACUGAUGGCGGCCGAAUGGCGGAGGACGUGCCGGGCAGUGGACGAAAUGCGUGACCUGAUGAUGGACGCGAGCGACACCCUGGACCGCGGUCUCAUCGCGGGAGACACCGCCGCCAAUGACGGGGAAGACGACGCGAACGCAUCCGGACGAGGCCGACGGCCACCGAUCAGUGUGGACGAACUGGUCGCGUACUUCAUACCGGUCGAGCGGCGGCUGGACGAAGUGCUAUACAGGGUGUUAUGGACCCAAGACAACCUGUAUGCGACGACGGCAGCGGCGGAGGAGAGUGAGGAAGCGGUCGCCGGUGAGUCCAUGUCCACCGGGUCCGAGCAGGGGGAUGAGUUCGUGGUCCACGACCUGGACGGCUACAACAACAGGCAAGCGAAAAUCCUGGCGGCCACCGACCCUAACGCUGUAGAACUUGAGUUCAAAAUGGAAAAAUUCCACGUGACACAGGACAAUCUUGAACGACGUCGUACGUUCGAACGAUGA
Molecule: messenger RNA, 1443 nt
Organism: Sipha flava (yellow sugarcane aphid)
Lineage: Eukaryota; Metazoa; Arthropoda; Insecta; Hemiptera; Aphididae
Exons: 6
Coding region: 1-1443 (480 amino acids)
Source: RefSeq, a predicted model, not a curated record